UCUUCUUCUCCCCUACACCGAACAAGGAAGCCCAGCCACCAAAAGCACCUCCACUUGAAAAAACAAAAUGAAUUUCCAGAUCUGCUCUGCUUUAUUCCUCACCGUCCGUUGUUCUUGCCGGUGUUUGGGUGUGAAUUCUUCAAAUUUCUUAUCCCCUGAAAUUCUCCUUCAUUCUCACCGGCCUCCCCCCAAUCUGCAGCUCUGAUUUUGCUUGCUAAAUUUUGGUAUGUGAUAGCUCCAUUUAAGUCCAAUUACCCAUUAGUUGCUAAAAUUAUCCACGAAUUACCGCCCUGUGCUGUCCGGAUUUUUGUUGAAUUAGGGGGAUGAAUUCCGGUAGAAUUAGAACAAAAUUUAAGCAUUAAUUCUAGUAGAAUUUAUGUGAUUGAGUGUUAAUUAGCUGCUGUGAGGUUUUAGAGAAAAAUCCCGUGAAAUUAGCUAUUGUUUUGCCAAUUUCUGGAAGUUGCAGUUACCAUUCAUGGAUACUGUUCACAGAUUACUGUUCACGCACUAAUGGCCAACAAUAGAAGGGUUUAAAUGCAUAGUUUAUACUGAGAAUAAAAUUGAGAUAUCCGGUCAUAUGAUUAUUAAUUUUGGAAUAUUUUGGUUAGGUUCUUGAUUGUUUGGUCACCCCAGCACUUGGAGUGAAUUUUCUGUGUUAUGUGACUAAGGAAGUGAGACCCAAGGCACGGUUAACUAGAGAAAGUGACGAGCUAGACAGCUAGUCAGUAUUUUGGACUUAGAUCCUUUUUGGACUUAAGCCGUUAGCCACACAUGUUUGACAUAGAUGUAAAUUGAGAAAUCAUUUUUUUGUAUAUUGAUUUUCCUUGGUUAUAGCCAUGAUUAUUUUAUAAACUUUGUACAUCUGGACUAGCAAAUUUUGGGUAACUAAAAGCUAGUUAUUUAU
Molecule: messenger RNA, 904 nt
Organism: Rubroshorea leprosula
Lineage: Eukaryota; Viridiplantae; Streptophyta; Magnoliopsida; Malvales; Dipterocarpaceae
Source: the annotation of a GenBank genome assembly